AUGGCCCACAUAGACGCUAGGGUUACGGCAUUGGUUAAUUUUCCAAUAUCCAUUUAUCCUUGGUCCAAUAGUAGCUUGAUCUUGCAAAAGAGUUCAAACCUACUUGCAAGUAACCAACAGGAUCCGUUGCAACAAUCUGCAGCAGCCGCUGAUCUAUCUGAACAGUUAGCUCAACUUGAUGAUUCAGUGGAUAACCAAAUAGCACAAACUGAAUCAGAUUCCAAUGCAGAAAAUCCGGAGAGCCAACUAGCAACGAGAAAGCCUAAAGCUGCUGAUUCUCAAACUGGACCUACUGCAGUCAAUGACCCUGUCGCUCACAAAUUUGUAAAUUGUAUGAUGUAUGAUGGAAAGAAAUCAUUAUCAAGGCGGAUAUUCAAUGAGGCGCUAGAAAUGGUAAAAAAAUCUCAGAUUGAAAAGUAUGGUUCAAAUCCUGACGACUCAAAUAUUGUGAUGAACCCUAUGAAAAUCUUUCAUGGAGCAAUUGAUAACGCCAAACCAAUUAUUGGAGUACAAACCAUCAAACGUGGUGGAAAAUCUUACCAAGUACCAAUACCAUUGAAGGAGAGACGUCGAUAUUUUUUAGCAAUUAAGUGGUUUAUUACUAUAGCAAGGUCAGGAAAGGAAAACGGGAUGUCAAAAAAGCUAGCCAAAGAAUUUUUAAACGCCUACAAUAAUGAGGGAGCAGUAGUAAAAAAGAAGAUAGAAUUACAUAAAAUCGCGGAAUCAAAUAGAGCUUAUGCGCAUUAUCGAUGGUGGUAG
Messenger RNA from Trichoplax adhaerens, 759 nucleotides. RefSeq lists its product as uncharacterized. The record is from RefSeq and is a predicted model, not a curated record. Lineage: Eukaryota; Metazoa; Placozoa; Uniplacotomia; Trichoplacea; Trichoplacidae. Gene Ontology annotation, molecular function: structural constituent of ribosome; mRNA binding; rRNA binding. The coding region runs from base 1 to 759 and encodes 252 amino acids. Gene Ontology annotation, cellular component: small ribosomal subunit; ribosome. Gene Ontology annotation, biological process: ribosomal small subunit assembly; translation. The transcript has 8 exons.